Cinara cedri is the source of this 2489-nucleotide messenger RNA. NCBI's taxonomy places the organism in Eukaryota, Metazoa, Arthropoda, Insecta, Hemiptera, Aphididae. The record is from the annotation of a GenBank genome assembly.
AUGUCGCCGACUGCCGAUGCAAAGGUUGAUAAAUAUAAUUGUGUCUUGGCGAGCGUUACCAUAUCGUCGAAUAACCUAAAUCAUCCCGCACUAUCCUAUACACCAUCUUCGUCUAUAUCGUAAGUAUAAGUGCCUAUACAAAAUACGGUUAUCGAUAGACAAAGAGUUAUAAUAAUAGACAACGGACCUGCACAGGCCUGUGUGGCAAGGGUCUGUAACGUCCUUCUCUCCCCCGCCCCUCUUCCCACUGACGAAUAUUUGUACAAUAUUAUUUCGCGGCCGCGCGCUCGCCUCCUCUCCUCCGCCCGUCUACCCACCGUUACAAACAAUUUUUGUCAACCGCAAUAUAAUCUAGAAAUGUAGGAAAUAAUUACUAUUUACACCGUUAAAUAUUAUCGGAUUAUUGAUCCGUGACCACAACGACGGGAUGAUCGAUCGUCAGUAGUGAUUUUACUACACACCAGUGUUCAAGUGAUUUAUGUUUUUCUCUCGCGAACACCGUUUUUUUUUUCUAAGUCAUAAUAAUUUUCGUUGCUGAUUAACAGCAAAGUUUUUAACGUCAAACGUAUUAUGACUCGCCACGCUUAAUCGCACGACGGAGUAAAAUUACAAUGUGCUCUGUGUCCGAAAUUGUUCGCGCGUAAAGACAACCACGAUAUACACGUUAAAAUUGUUCAUCGUGACGGAAGAGUCGCCACGCCGGCUAUUCCCCCGCAGGCCGGACCAUCUACAGUAUCAUCGACUUCAACCGUGUCAUGGACUACCGACGAAGAAAAUGACGAGCUGUUUAUGGAAAUCGAAAUGUAUGUUUACGACGGUAAGAUUUAUUUUAUUAUUACACUUUUCGAUUUAUGGCGCCGAGUCUAUCGUCUCUCGCAUCGUACCUACACACAUCCGAUUUUGAGAAGUUUUGCGAAUCCAAAAUGUAUUUAACAUCGAAAACAUGCGGCUUGUAACUCGUAAGGGAGUGUACCCGUAAGAAGUACACGGAUAGCUGGGAGAAAUUGGAAGACGAAAUUUUACCGGAGAAAGAGUAAUUUUAGAGCACGUUGACCGAUAUAAAUAUCAAGGAUGUGGAGUACAUUGACGCGAAAAUCGUAUGGAGCCAUUUCAACUGUCGUACACUUGGCGAGAACAGUGACUUGUAUUUGAAAAUCGACGUUAAAAACCGAAUAUUAUCGUAUAAAAACUAAAACCGCGAUAUUUGUAUGACGACAUACAAUUUGGAUCCGGCCUACUACUACACGGCGCCCGGAUUCAGUUUCGACUGUAUGUUGUAAUGGAAAUACGCCAUGGUAGAACUUGAACUUCUUUCCGACUACGAUAUGCUGUUAACGUUCGAUAAAGGUAUACGUGGUGGACUGGUGUAGGCGAGUAUGCGGUAUGGAAAGGCGAAUAAUUAUACGGUGUCGGACUAUGACAGAACAAAAGACGAUUCGUGGAUUUUAUACCAGGAUUGUAAGUAUAUAUAUUAUUUAAAAAAUAUAUAUGUAAAGAAAGACUUUCUUUAUUUAAAAUUUGCCGCGCUUCAUGUAUUACACACGCCUUUUAAUUAACCCCGCUAGGUGGAACAAUAGAUAAGAUGACUAGCAAAUUUUGAUUACAGAAGUGAAUUUUUUAUAAUAAUUUUUAGAAUAAUUGAGUAAGCCAAAGAGUGAUAAUAAUAAACUUUAAUUGUUGUUUCUUUUGUUUCACAGGUAAUCUUGUAAUUAUUUAAAUUAUUGUACAUAAUCUAUGCAAAUAAAACUUAAUUAAAACUUUUGUUUCACAGAGAAACUAAACUGAUUAUUAUUAUCAAUAGAAAAUAUAACACCUUCAUAAUAUAUAUAUCAGUCACUUAUAAUUUUUUUUACUGUUUGUUUUAGGUAACAAUUUGUACGGGUGGGCCAUGUCACAGUACAUGCCCCAUGACGGGUUCCAGUGGAAGGAAUCUACAUUAGACGGUUUGGAGGAUCUGACAGACACUUCUGAUAUCGGGCGGGUAUACGAGGUGGAUAUAUAGCAUACCCGAAACACCUACACGUGGACCACAACGACUUACUUUACUUGCUGAAUAACGGAUUGCCACCAGGCUCUAAGGUGAAAUAAUUGAUGGCGACGUUGGAAGAGAAAAAAAAUUACAUUAUACACUACAGCAAUUUGAAGCAGGCUAUAGCUAAUGUACUGAUUGUUAAAAAGGUAAAUACUUUAAUUUUUUUUUCUUAUUAAUUUUAUUUAUUUAUUAUAUUUUUUGUAUUAUUUAUGUUAUAGGCAAAUAGAGUUCUAGAGUUUAAACAGUCGCCUUGGCUUGCAAAAUACAUUAGUUUAAAUACAGAGAUGAGGAAGAAGGCAGUUAAUGAUUUUAAAAUAGAUUUCUACAAACUUAUGAACAAUGCUGUUUUCGGUAAGUUCUUCUUCUUAUUAUUAUUAAAAAUUGACUGUUAUUAUAUUAUUAUAAUUUUCUAGGUAAUUUUCUAGAUGGAAUCAAUUUGACGGAGGAUAGACAUUGA